Coregonus clupeaformis (lake whitefish) is the source of this 2214-nucleotide messenger RNA. Its product is annotated as ovarian cancer G-protein coupled receptor 1. The record is from RefSeq and is a predicted model, not a curated record. Gene Ontology annotation, cellular component: membrane. The transcript has 2 exons. NCBI's taxonomy places the organism in Eukaryota, Metazoa, Chordata, Actinopteri, Salmoniformes, Salmonidae. Gene Ontology annotation, biological process: cellular response to pH; G protein-coupled receptor signaling pathway. The coding region runs from base 377 to 1459 and encodes 360 amino acids. Gene Ontology annotation, molecular function: G protein-coupled receptor activity.
AAAGUGUGGUUUUGAUUCAUAUUUUUCUCACCUCCCACACAUUUCUCGGUAAUCUGUUCUGUGGCGCUGAGGGAAAGAGCUUGCGACCGCCUGCCUCUGACGUUCCUCAGAUGUAGCCUAAAAAGUGGCACUUGUGUGAUACAGCAGCGUUACUUUCAGAUUGGUAAAAAAAAGAAGCGAUUGUUUCUUCAGAGCACUGACAAGAGUUGCUACCAAGGAACCUAUGGACUCAUACCAUCAGACAGAGCGCGCGCAGCCUAUUAGUGGAGCGAUAAGAGCUGAGUGGGAGGAAUGGCCUUUGUGUUGAAUCAACCUAACCAUGGGUCUCACAGCCUGGUAGUGUGUGGGUGCUACUACUAACAGAAAGGAAAAUGGCAUGUGGAUGUGGGCCAUGUCUGCCAUGACGAUCAACAUGUCCAAGUCGGACUACAUUAACUGCACCAUCAGCCAUGAGAUCCAUCAGUACCUGUUCUCUGGAGCCUACAUCCUGGUCCUUCUGAUCGGCGUGCCCACCAACGCCUUCUCCCUCUACCACGCCUGGCUGCAGCUGAGAGCCAAGAACGAGCUGGGGGUCUACCUGCUCAACCUUACCGUGUCAGACCUCCUCUACCUGGCCUCGCUGCCUCUCUGGCUGCAGUACAUCUUCCAGGGAGAUGACUGGAGCCAAGCGGAGUGGCUGUGCCAACUGUGUGGCUUCCUGCUCUAUGAAAACAUCUAUAUUAGUAUUGGGUUCUUAUGUUGUAUCUCUAUAGACCGUUACCUGGCCGUGGUGUACCCGUUCCACUUUACAGCAUUCCGGAGCAUGCGGGCGGCUACGUUGGCCAGCGCGUUCAUCUGGCUGAAAGAGAUUGCUGUGGGCGUGGUCUUUUUCAGACACAAGGAACUAAGCACUGACCACACCAACCAAUCGGUUUGCUUUGAGCACUACCCCAUGCAGCCGUGGGAGUACCCAAUUAACUACUACCGUUUCUCCGUUGGCUUCCUGUUCCCCCUGGGCAUCCUGUCCGUGUCAUAUUUCAGAGUCCUGCGGGCGGUCGGAAAGAGCACGGGCACUCAGAGCGCCCAGAAGACCCGCAUCAAGCACCUGGUGACCAGCACCAUCGUCAUCUUCCUGGUGUGUUUCUCUCCGUACCACGUAUUCCUGCUGCUGCGUACUGUCUUUGAGAGGGACUGCCCCUUCAUCAUCAGCAUCUUCAACUACUACCACUUCUCCCUGCUGCUCACCAGCUUCAAUUGUGUGGCCGACCCAGUGCUGUACUGCUUCGUCAGUGAGAGCGCCCAGCAGGGGAUCCAGCAGGCCCAGGAGGCCUGUACCCAGGCCCUCUGCUGCUGCUACCACAGGGGACAGCACAGCUCUGUCACCGCCACCGCCACGGGGACAGACUCCAACGAGGUGGACACCUUCAACGAGAAGGGGACAACAACCGUCACACCGCUGACACAGAACCAGAUGAUCUAGCAGUAAUAUAAAUAAUACAAGGGUUUUAUAAAGCUCUUUGGAAGGACCUAAAGAUGCUUGAAUAGUAGUCUAGGAGCUGGGACCAGAUUUGGAUGAGGGAUGGAGGAAAAAUACUGACAGUGACAUGGAACAUUCUGCAAUGAGAUGAUGUCAUAACAAACGUGUUAUAGCAGUGCUAUAACAGUGUUAUAAGGUAUACGUCAAUAUACAUAUCAAUAUAAUGUUUUUUUGUUUUUAAUGUUACAAUUUGUUCUAUUUUGCUUUAACAUGUGCAGGACACGUGUAUACAUGAUGCUGCCUUGUGUAUAAGCCUGAGUUCAAAACUAUCUCUGUAUAGGCUGGCAAAUUUCUUCCUGCAACAUUUGAAUGUUUCUAUCGCUCAUCACAUUAUUUCAUAUUAAUUCUCAGGAUUUUAAAUCCCAGAAGGUGAUUUCAGGAGUGACUGACUUCAUACCUAUCAGCACAGCUCAGACAUAUCAACACAUGACCUAACGUAUCUCUUACUUAUUACCUAACUUAUCUCUAUCGUAGGUCCUCUGGGAUUCUUGGGUUAGGGUUAGAUUCUUGCUGCUCAAUAUCUGUGAAUUGCUCACAGUUUCAGGGGUAUGUAAAGGAUUCCUCAACUCAGAAUCAUAAAUUACACUGUGUGGAGAGCAUAAACAAAAAUACAUACAAACAGUGAGCUCCAGAAGUAUUGGGACAGUGACAAUUUCUGUUGUUGUUUUGGUUCUGUAAUCCAGCACUUUGGAUUUUAA